Molecule: messenger RNA, 5525 nt
Organism: Poecile atricapillus (Black-capped chickadee)
Lineage: Eukaryota; Metazoa; Chordata; Aves; Passeriformes; Paridae
Gene: UNC5B
Product: unc-5 netrin receptor B
Exons: 17
Coding region: 61-2925 (954 amino acids)
Biological process (GO): anterior/posterior axon guidance; netrin-activated signaling pathway
Cellular component (GO): membrane
Molecular function (GO): protein binding; netrin receptor activity
Source: RefSeq, a predicted model, not a curated record
UGUGGCGAGGCGGGCGGGCAGCGCUCCGCUCCCGGUGCCGCUGCCGAUCCCGCUGCCGCCAUGCCGCCGCCCCGCCGCCUCUCCCCCCUCCUCCUCCUCCUCCUCUCCUUCUUCCUCCCCGCGCUGCUGCUCCGCCGGGCGCUGGCCGCCGCAGGGCUGGAGUACAGCGAUGUGCUGCCCGACUCCUUCCCGUCGGCGCCGGCGGAGACGCUCCCACACUUCCUGCUGGAGCCGCAGGACGCCUACAUCGUGAAGAACAAGCCCGUGGAGCUCGUGUGCCGCGCCAACCCCGCCACGCAGAUCUACUUCAAGUGCAAUGGAGAGUGGGUCAACCAGAACGACCACGUCACCAAGGAGAGCCUGGACGAGGUCACCGGGCUGCUGGUGCGGGAGGUGCAGAUCGAGGUGUCCCGGCAGCAGGUGGAGGAGCUGUUUGGCCUGGAGGAUUACUGGUGCCAGUGCGUGGCCUGGAGCUCGGCGGGCACCACCAAGAGCCGCCGGGCUUACGUCCGCAUCGCCUACCUACGGAAGAACUUUGAUCAGGAGCCGCUGGGCAAGGAGGUCCCACUGGAGCACGAGGUGCUGCUGCAGUGCCGCCCACCCGAGGGGGUCCCACAGGCUGAGGUGGAGUGGCUGAGGAACGAGGAUGUCAUCGAUCCCACCCAGGACACCAACUUCCUGAUCACCAUCGAUCACAACCUCAUCAUCAAGCAGGCCCGGCUGCUGGACACUGCUAAUUACACCUGCAUGGCCAAGAACAUCGUGGCCAAGCGCCGGAGCACCACGGCCGCUGUCAUCGUCUACGUGAAUGGUGGCUGGUCCACCUGGUCUGAGUGGUCUCCGUGCAAUAACCGCUGUGGCCGGGGCUGGCAGAAGCGCACCCGGACCUGCACCAACCCCGCACCCCUGAACGGCGGCUCCUUCUGCGACGGGCAGCCCUUCCAGAAAAUCACCUGCACCACCCUCUGCCCAGUGGACGGCGCGUGGACGGAGUGGAGCAAGUGGUCGGCGUGCAGCACCGAGUGCACCCACUGGCGCAGCCGCGAGUGCGCGGCCCCUGCGCCCCGCAACGGCGGCAAGGACUGCAGCGGGGUGCUGCUGGACUCCAAAAACUGCACCGACGGCCUCUGCCUGCACAAUAAAAGAAUUCUAAACGAGCCCAAAAGCCACCUGCUGGAGGCCACGGGCGAUGUGGCCCUGUAUGCCGGGCUGGUGGUGGCCAUUUUCGUCUUCAUCGUGAUCCUCAUGGCCGUGGGGGUGGUGGUGUACCGGAGGAGACGCCGGGAUUUCGACACGGACAUCACGGACUCCUCGGCCGCUCUGACCGGAGGGUUCCACCCUGUCAACUUCAAGACAUCCCGGCAUGACAACCCUCAGCUGCUGCACCCUUCGAUGCAGCCGGACCUGACGGCCAGCGCGGGCGUGUACCGCGGCCCCAUGUACGCCCUGCAGGACUCCUCCGACAAGAUCCCCAUGACCAACUCGCCCCUGCUGGACCCCCUGCCCAGCCUCAAGAUCAAGGUGUACAACUCCUCCACCGCCUCCUCCUCCUCGCCGGGGCUGCACGACGGCGCGGACCUGCUGGGGGGAGGCCCCGCCACCGGCACCUACCCGGGGGACGCCGCCAGGGACGGCCACUUUGCCAACGUGCGGAGCAAAGGCCUGGGCUCCCAGCACCUCCUCAGCCUGCCCCGGGAGCACGGCUACAGCGCCAGUGGCACCUUUGGCUACCUGGGGGGAAGGCUCACCGUGCCGGGCACAGGGGUGAGCCUGCUGGUGCCCCACGGGGCCAUCCCCCAGGGGAAGUUCUACGAGAUGUACCUGGUGCUCAACAAGGCUGAGACCGCCCUGCUGCCCUCUGAGGGCACACAGACAGUGCUGAGCCCGGCAGUGACCUGUGGGCCUACGGGCCUGCUCCUGUGCCGCCCUGUCGUCCUGACCAUUCCCCACUGCGCCGACGUCGGCUCCUCGGAUUGGAUCUACCAGCUGAAAACACAGUCCCACCAGGGAAACUGGGAGGAGGUUGUGACCCUGGAUGAGGAGACCCUCAACACUCCCUGCUACUGCCAGCUGGAAGCCAAGUCCUGCCACAUUUUGCUGGACCAGCUUGGCACCUACGUCUUUGUGGGGGAGUCCUACUCCAGGUCAGCCAUCAAGAGGCUCCAGCUGGCCAUCUUUGCCCCCACCGUCUGCACCUCCCUGGAGUACAGCCUCAAGGUCUACUGCCUGGAGGACACGCCAGAUGCUCUGAAGGAGGUGCUGGAGCUGGAAAGGACAUUGGGAGGGUACCUGCUGGAGGAGCCCAAGCCCCUGCCCUUCAAGGACAGCUACCACAACCUGCGCCUCUCCAUCCACGACAUCCCCCACGCGCUGUGGAGGAGCAAACUGCUGGCCAAGUACCAGGAAAUCCCCUUCUACCACAUCUGGAGCGGCAGCCAGCGAGCGCUGCACUGCACCUUCACGCUGGAGAGGUACAGCCAGGCCUCCACCGAGCUCACCUGCAAGAUCUGCGUCCGGCAGGUGGAAGGGGAAGGGCAGAUCUUCCAGCUCCACGUCACGCUGGGAGAGCACGGCAGCUCCUCCGACACCCUCCGCUCCCACCACAGCGGGGCCACCACCACCACCACCACCACCCAGGUGGGACCCUACGCCUUCAAAAUCCCCCUCUCCAUCCGGCAGAAGAUCUGCAACAGCCUGGAUGCUCCCAACUCCAGGGGAAACGACUGGAGACUUCUUGCCCAGAAGCUUUCCAUGGACCGGUAUCUGAACUACUUUGCCACCAAAGCCAGCCCCACCGGGGUGCUCCUGGACUUGUGGGAAGCCGAGCACCAGGACGACGGCGAUCUCAACACCCUGGCCAGUGCCUUAGAGGAGAUGGGCAAGAGCGAGAUGCUGGUGGUCAUGGCCACGGAGGGGGACUGCUGAUGGUGCUCCCCACACCUGGGGGGCCGGGAGGACGAAGCAGGGGGUGAGGAAGGGUCCUCCCCCGAUGGCAGGGGGAGGCACAUCCGUCCUGAGCGGGGAGGGGCCGAGGCCGGCGCUUCUCCCGCAUCACUGUCAGCCUUAGAGACCCAUCCUCAGCGUUUACAAGCAAUUCAAGUGUUAAACAGCAUUCCUCCUCAAGGCACGGGGAGGAAUUAGGGCUUCUUGAGUUGGGAUGGGGGCUUUCCUUUUCCUUCUUCUUUUUGGGUUCCCUUCCUCCUCCUGUAAUUGCAUUUCUGCGUUGAAGAGACGAAUACAAUCCAGGCUUAACUUCUGUCAAAGGCUUCAGGCAGCUUAACGAGGCAAAUAGGAAAGAAAAAAAAGUUAAAAAAAAAAAAAAGUUUCUUAGGAAACGCAAAUAAUUUAUUAUCCAGAUCUUUGGAUGUGUCCUUUUUAAAAAAAAGAAAAAGAAAAAAAAAAAAAAGACAGAUUUAUAAAUCUUUUUUUUUUUUUGGUGUGCGAGGGCAAGAGCGUUGCUGUGGUCAGGGUGGCAGAGAGAGAGAUUUCAAUGGACACACUUUUGUAAGGAAAAACGUGUGAUCCAAGUUGAGAAAAAUGUGUUUACAUGUCCUGGGACCCCUAGGGAGUCUGGAGGGUGAAGUGCCUCUCCUCCCCACUGGUUCAGGGCCAGCUCAGACCCUCCCCAAGGCUUUUGUCCUUGCAAGCUCCCUUUUCCCUGGCAGCAGGAAUGAUGGGUCCCACUCCACCUGCAAGGAGGGAUGAGGGAUGAUGCCCUCUAUUUAGGGUUCAGGGUGGGGAGAGUGCAUCCAGAUGUGGGUAUUUGUAAUGAAUUCUUCCCUGGCAUGGUUUGGGGGAGCUUUUUAGGAUGACUACGCCUUCAUUUACAUAACUUCAGUACAAACCAAAGAUUUCAGUCCUGCGCCAACCUCCGGACUCGAGGCUAAAGGGGGAGAUGUUGUAAACCCAGCAGGAUUUUGUGGUGAGCACCCCCAAACCUGGGCUUGGGGGUCAGAGGGAGGCGAUGAGGGGGCGUGGAGGGGUCAGAGGAGAGCAGGGCCUGGGAUGUGGCCAGGCCUCCGCUUCAGGUCCCUGCACUCCUGCCUGGAUUUUGAUGCAGUGUUUCAGCACGGAUUCAGGGAGGUGUCCCUGAAUGUCCUCUGGUGUCCCCAGGCUGCGAGCCAGGCUGAGCAUUUUCACACGAGGGGAUGGCAGUGCGUGAGCAGUGCUCAGGUUUCCAUCCCUCACUGCAGCUCCUCUUUUUCCUUGGAAUAGGCUUUCUGUAGCAAUGGAGAAGCUGUGGGGUGAAUGGAAAGCAAUCGAGUGGUAGGCAGGAACGAGGUUCCUCACACCAGAUACGGUGUCAUGAUGAAGGUAAAAAAUUUAGGUUGCCUGCAGGUAGAAAUAGUUACUCACUGAGUGCUGUAUCUUAGAAAUGUGUCUGUUUAAAAAAAAAUAAAAUAAUGAAAUAGGAAGGGGGUGGUAAGCUCAGGAUUAGACUAGGUCACACAGCCAGGCUGUGGAUUCUCCAUCGGUGGAAGUAUUAGGAGCAUGUCCUGCUCUGGGCUGCAGAGCCCUGGAUCAGCGUCGUGGAAUGCCUGUGUCACCCCACAAAGUGCUGGGCACAGGAGCACACUCAGGGAGCCUGGAGAGCAUCACCUGCACCGGGCAGCUCGGGAGGAGCUUUCAGUAUUGCUGGGACAUGACAGGAUUCCUCUGGGCAGCUCCUGAGGCACUGAAGCACAGAGCUGCUGCCUGAUGUGUCUCAGGGUCCCUGGGGUUCACUUCUUGCUGGGCUUUCAAGGCUGUGGGAGGGAAGGGAACUUUUCCCCUUGUGCUGGAUGGGGAAAACUGCUGCUGGGUGAGCUCCUGUGUCACGUGGGAAGGGCCUUAUCCAACUUUUGGGUUGAAUUUGACCAUUUCCGAGACCCUCUGAGCUAAGGAAGAAUAAGCAAAUUUGGAGAGCAAUUAAGACUUGAUGGAUCAAGCCAGCUGCUUGUGGUCUCGAGCGCUCCUUUCCCAGUUCCACGGUAUUCUCUGAGGGAUGAGAUGCUCUUUCAGGUCACCUGGGAAUCUCUCUCGCUCCCAUUCUCUGGUUUAUGGAUCACUGCACCGGGAUGUGGGUCUGUCCAUCCAUCCAUCCCUCCGUCCUGCCCGCGGGUGCCUCUCUCCAUCUCCAUCUGUGUUCAUCUUCCCCUUCCUUUGGGCAGGCAGCAGCCACCUGGCUGGGCUGAAGUGCAUGUUUGGGGAGAUUCUCCCCGUUUUUCUGACCAGGGAACCUGCAGCAGGAGCAGGCCAGGGAGGAUGCAGGGCUUGUCUCCAGCUCCCAGGAGCCCUCCACACCUCCCUCCACGCCCAGGGGUUUCUCCAGCCAGGCAUUUUGGCAAAGGCAGCCCCCGUGGUCCGUGUCGUGCUGACAGUGUCCAUCUCUCCCUCCAAAAUGUGUUUCCAUAUUUAUAUGUCCAGGGGAUGGGCCCGGUGGCAUCCUCUAAACCCGCGUCCGUUCAUUCUGUAAACUAAAGAACUGUAAAUAAAGUUUAGCAUUCCUAUUGUAACAAAUUAAUUUUUAUGCAAUAAAUUAUAUU